AUGUCCCAGCCCGUCGUGGAUGAUGUCCCCCAGCCUCAAGGAUCAUCACCAUCAAUAGCAUUGGCGACGUCUGAGGAUGCUCGCCAGAGGCGGAAAAUUGCCGAGUUAGAAGAGAAACUACAGGUGCUGGAGUCAGGGCAGGCGAUCAAGCGAAGGGAGACGAACUACUACAUUUCGAAGGGCAGGGCGAUUCAAUGCAUAGUUACAUUAUAUGAUGCCCUUGAAGAUCUCAUAGCUGAGAACGAUAGGCGAUGCGAUGACCAACAGUCGGAUGAAGAUUCACCAGUCCAUCCUCACAGUCAGGAGUGUUUGCAGUUUGGGUACAUCGCCCUUAGCAAUGCCCUCUCAUGGUUUCACUCAAGGGCUUCAGAGUUGGAGUACGACGAAUACUUGCAAAUGUUAAAAAAGCUUAGGCAGGGGGCUGAUGGCGCUCGGGGAGAUGACACCUCGAAGCUCAAGAGCCUCGUCGCUGACUGGGUUAAUCGAGAAUUGAAACCUCAUCCCCCCGUUGACACCGAUGACAAAAGCUGUCGCGGAUUCGUCAACGAUGCGUGUGGUAGGCUCCUUUGUCCAACCGAGCUGGACUGGAGCAAUCCAAUCGUCAGAGCAGGGAUCAGGGAUCAUGCAGGCGGGCAUGUCGUGACGGAAAUGUCCUGGCCAACAUUCAUGUAUGAAAAGUACACGGCCAAUCCGGACAAUCUAGAGGAGGGCCUCUUCAAGAGCAGUCCUUUAGUUCAGCCCUACAAGGCUAUAUUCACAUCUCCCUCCUCUGCUAAGGAGUUUGCCAAUGAGGGCGAUGGGGCUGAUAUUAUCGCCAAUAACCGACGCGCCAGCAAGGAUUUUCAUUCUGGUAAAAAAGUCAAGACGCACUUACGACUCGCCCUUUCUUCUGUGACCUCGUGGCGCUCUAUAGACGGUGACUUCGACUACAUCCCAUUUUGGCGAACCAUUGUAGACUUUUUCGAACGACCCCCUGGUCGUGCAGCGCAGCGAAAAGUUGAACAACUCCUGGCAUGGUGGACAAGGAAAGUUUUUGGAACGAGUCAUCGGGCGGAACUCAGUGAUGGGGCGAAGGCUAACAUGUCGGUGAAUGCACUAGCCAGGCAAAGAGCGCAACUAGAUGAUGCUGCUUUCGAUUCAGACUAA
Messenger RNA from Suillus fuscotomentosus, 1146 nucleotides. RefSeq lists its product as uncharacterized. The record is from RefSeq and is a predicted model, not a curated record. The transcript is spliced from 8 exons. Lineage: Eukaryota; Fungi; Basidiomycota; Agaricomycetes; Boletales; Suillaceae. The coding region runs from base 1 to 1146 and encodes 381 amino acids.